ACGCUGCGCCCGCGUACGUGCGCGCCCGAUGCAGCCGCCCCCGGCCGAGGCCCGCAGAGACGCGGCCCAGGACACCCAGUGGUCCAGGCCCGAGUGCCAGGCAUGGACGGGGGCACUGCUGCUGGGCACGUGCCUGCUGUACUGUGCCCGCGUCAGCAUGCCCGUCUGCUCCGUCUCCAUGAGCCAGGACUUCGGCUGGAACAAGAAGGAGGCCGGCAUCGUGCUCAGCAGCUUCUUCUGGGGCUACUGCCUGACUCAGGUCGUGGGCGGCCAUCUGGGGGACAGGAUCGGGGGUGAGAAGGUCAUCCUGCUGUCAGCCUCUGCCUGGGGCUUGAUCACCGCGGCCACCCCACUGCUCGCCCACCUUGGCAGCACCCACCUCGUCUUUAUGACCUUCUCUCGCAUCCUCACGGGCUUGCUCCAAGGCGUUUACUUCCCUGCGCUGACCAGCCUGCUGUCGCAGAAAGUGCGGGAGAGUGAGCGAGCCUUCACCUACAGCACCGUGGGGGCCGGCUCCCAGUUCGGGACGCUGGUGACGGGGGCCGUGGGCUCCCUGCUUCUGGACUGGUACGGCUGGCAGAGUGUCUUCUAUUUCUCUGGCGGGCUCACCCUGCUGUGGGUGUGUUACGUGUACAGGUACCUGCUGAGUGAACAAGAUCUCCUCCUGGCCCUGGGCGUUUUGGCACAAGGCUUGCCGACGUCCCGGCACACCAAAGUUCCCUGGAGACAGCUCUUCCGGAAGCCUUCUGUCUGGGCAGUCGUCUUCUCCCAGCUCUCCUCGGCGUGCUCCUUCUUCAUCCUCCUCUCCUGGCUGCCGACUUUCUUUAAGGAGACAUUCCCCAGCUCCAAGGGCUGGGUCUUCAAUGUGGUGCCCUGGCUGGUGGCGAUUCCCGCCAGUCUGUUCAGCGGGUUUCUGUCUGAUCAUCUCAUCAAUCAGGGUUACAGAACCAUUACCGUGCGGAAGUUCAUGCAGGUGAUGGGCCUCGGCCUGUCCGGCGUUUUCGCCCUGUGUUUGGGCCACACCUCGAGCUUCUGUAAGUCUGUGGUCUUUGCGUCGGCCUCCAUCGGCCUUCAGACCUUCAACCACAGGUGUGGCCAACACAGCUGGGGCCUUGGCAGGUGUCGUGGGCGUGUGCCUGGGCGGUUACCUGAUAGAGACCACCGGCUCCUGGACAUCUGUGUUCAACCUGGUGGCCGCCAUCAGCAGCCUGGGGCUGUGCACCUUCCUGGUGUUCGGACAGGCCCAGCGUGUGGACCUGAGUCCCCACCACGAGGACCUCUAGUUUCCCGGACCCCACAGGCCCCAAGACCCAGCGCCAUCAGCCGUGGGGCCAAGGGCUCAGCUGAAGAACGUCUCGCUCUCUACCCCAGAUGUGUGAGCAGAGGAGAGAGCGAGCCUCAGCUGGGCCGGCGGGGGGUGCCGACACCAGAGCCAGACAGCCCUGCUCGGGCCUCAGUUUCCCCACUUGCCGGUGGGGCGAUCAUGCCCUCCUCUCAGGGUUGGUGGGACUGCCAGGGGUGAGUGGGGUGUAUUUUUAGUAACAGCAGCUUCGUUACAGACACAAUCUGCUCCAUGCAGAUCCACAGGUGCCCUCCGCAGUCGCCCUGCCUCCCCCACCCCGUGUAAGACCGUCAGACUGUGGAGAGCGCGGCCAUCAUUGCAGGGGCUGGGGCGCCACCCUCUGGUCUUCCCCCCAAAACCUGCUUCUCUUUGUUUCUCUGUACUUGGGGCUGGAUCAUUCUCUGUGGGACCAUCCUGUGCA
Molecule: messenger RNA, 1763 nt
Organism: Diceros bicornis minor
Lineage: Eukaryota; Metazoa; Chordata; Mammalia; Perissodactyla; Rhinocerotidae
Gene: SLC17A9
Product: solute carrier family 17 member 9
Exons: 12
Coding region: 29-1522 (497 amino acids)
Biological process (GO): transmembrane transport
Cellular component (GO): membrane
Molecular function (GO): transmembrane transporter activity
Source: RefSeq, a predicted model, not a curated record